CAGGCUUCUUCUUCAGCAAGGUGUUAAUACCUCUUCUCGAGAUGAACGUGGAUGGACGGCAGGAGACUAUGCUCUUUUUAGUGGAUUUGAUGGUGGCGAAUAAGACUUUUGAAGAAGACUCUUUAAGCAGUAUUUCCAUUAAACCUCGUGAUGAUAAUGCUUCAUGGCCUACAUCAGAUGAUGAAGACUUAAGUUUGAAUAUGAAGAAUACCUCAAAACCAAACUUAAGAAAACUAAUGAAUGCUUCUCAGCUUUUCAAGAAAUUGGAAAUAGAACUUGGCCUUGUAUCACCGGGAGAUAAAACUUUAUUUGAGGAUGAUAAUUCUGAAAACAAAUGUGAAGAUACGGUUGGUGUUCCUUCCAAACCAUCUGUUGACAUCUGUGACUCUUCUCCUCCUGCUUUGCCAUCGCCUGAUUCUAUUCUAAAACCUCCUUUCACAUUGUUAGGCCUUGGUCUUACAAAGGAAGGAGAGGAGUGGCCAGCGAUUGGAACAAAGAAUGAUGGUAUUACUGAAAGUGUUCCACAAGCGCAAACAGUUAAUGACUGUUUGACUUCUGCUGACAGGGCAGAUAAAAAUGAUAGACAUGUUAUGCUGUCAGCAUUAGGAUUCGCAGAACAAAAUGAAGAAUCACCUUGGGAUUCUGAGAGUAAUUCUGAGAGUCUCCCAGAGACAUACAUUGAUCAUUUAUCUGGGAAUGCAGAUCAGAAAGGGGCAAGUACAUUAAAUGAGCAAGUAGAAGGUAAGACUUGUAUUUUAUUAAAAAGUCAUUUGAUAAAAUAUUGGUGUAAAAUGGGAGCACUGACAUAUUUCAAUAUCCAAAGAAAAUCACCUAUUGAAUUAGAGAUAAAGAGAAAGAUUGAAAAGGAGAUAAGUUGAAGUCUUAUCAGGUGUCAGUGUCAGUAACAGAUGAAAUUGAGGGUGCCACAAAGGAGCUUACUUAGUGGUUCCAUUUCAAGAUACUCUAAGACCAAAGGAACACCAGGAAAUAAGUGGAAAGGAUAAAAAGGGUGACUGACGAGAAAGUCAAGAAUACGGGGAGUAAAUGAAGGACAAUAAGCAGCUCUCAGAGUGGAAGGUGGUAAAGUAGAACAAUUCUUUAUUUUUUA
Mustela erminea (ermine) is the source of this 1108-nucleotide messenger RNA. Its product is annotated as ankyrin repeat domain-containing protein 26-like. NCBI's taxonomy places the organism in Eukaryota, Metazoa, Chordata, Mammalia, Carnivora, Mustelidae. The record is from RefSeq and is a predicted model, not a curated record. The coding region runs from base 42 to 878 and encodes 278 amino acids. The transcript has 8 exons.